Messenger RNA from Bombina bombina (fire-bellied toad), 3275 nucleotides. RefSeq names its product zinc finger protein 585A-like. The transcript has 3 exons. Lineage: Eukaryota; Metazoa; Chordata; Amphibia; Anura; Bombinatoridae. Gene Ontology annotation, biological process: central nervous system development; regulation of transcription by RNA polymerase II. The coding region runs from base 89 to 3259 and encodes 1056 amino acids. Gene Ontology annotation, cellular component: nucleus. Gene Ontology annotation, molecular function: RNA polymerase II cis-regulatory region sequence-specific DNA binding; DNA-binding transcription factor activity, RNA polymerase II-specific. The record is from RefSeq and is a predicted model, not a curated record.
GACACAGCCAGAGCACUGAGAGAUAUCAGGAAUUGAUUGAAUAAGGGAACCUUCUUCCUGAGCACAGACAUUGGAGCCUGUUAUCAGCAUGAACUCAUAUGUGUUAGACAAACACUUGAAUAGUUCAUAUCCAUCCUUCACUAUAGGAAGCAUCAGAAUGAUACCGCAAACUCCAAAAGUCUUAGACACUAAUGACUAUUUACAAACAUUGGGGAUGUCACAGCAGAUAUUUAGAGAGGAUGGUGACUUGGCAGGAACUGGGCAGCAAUCAUUAUGUACAGAGAGUAAUUUAGUCAUCAAACAAGAGGACAACAUUUAUGACUUAUCUAGUGAAAUGAUUAUCCCAAAGGAUAAACCACACACAUUUAAUGAGUACUCAAAAGAUAUUAAAGAAGUGAAAAGUCUACAGUCUAGCCAAAUGAUGCAUUCAAAGGAGAAACCUUUCAGAUGUACAGAAUGUGAGAAAAGCUUUAGAUGGAAGUCUCAUCUACUAGAACACUACAAAAUUCACACAGGUGAGAAACCACACACAUGUACUGAGUGCAGCAAAUGUUUUACACGAAUAGAUCAUCUGAAAACUCAUAAGAGGAGUCACACAGGAGAAAAUCCUUUCACAUGUACAGAGUGUGGAAACAUUUUUACACAAAAGAGAUAUCUGAAAAGUCAUGAAAUGAUUCACACUGUAGAAAAGCUUUUCACAUGUACAGAGUGUGGAAAAUGUUUUAAACAAAAGAGAUAUCUGAAAAGUCAUGAAAGGAGUCACACAGGAGAAAAGCCUUUCACAUGCACAUUGUGUGGAAAAAGUUUUACAGAAAUGAGUAGUCUGAAAUAUCACAAAAGGAUUCACACAGGAGAAAAGCCUUUCACAUGUACAGAGUGUGGAAAAAGUUUUACACUAAAGAGUAAUCUGAAAACUCAUGAAAGGAUUCACACAGGGGAAAAGCCUUUCACAUGCACAGAGUGUGGAAAAAGUUUUACAGAAAUGAGUAGUCUGAAAUAUCAUGAAAGGAUUCACACAGGAGAAAAGCCUUUCACAUGUACAGAGUGUGGAAAAAGUUUUACAGAAAUGAGUAAUCUGAAAUAUCAUGAAAGGAUUCACACAGGGGAAAAGCCUUUCACAUGUACAGAGUGUGGAAAAAGUUUUCCACAAAAGAGUAGUCUGAAAACUCAUGAAAGAAUUCACACAGGAGAAAAGCCGUUCACAUGUGCAGAGUGUGGAAAAAGUUUUACAGAAAUGAGUAGUCUGAAAUAUCAUGAAAGGAGUCACACAGGAGAAAAGCCUUUCACAUGUACAGAGUGUGGGAAAAGUUUUCCACUAAAGAGUAGUCUGAAAACUCAUGAAAGGAUUCACACAGGGGAAAAGCAUUUCACAUGUAUUGAGUGUGGGAAAAGUUUUACACAAAAGAGAAAUCUGAAAACUCAUGAAAUGAUUCACACAGGGGAAAAGCCUUUCAUAUGUACAGAGUGUGGAAACAGUUUUACACGAAUGGAUCGUCUGAAAACUCAUGAAAGGAGUCACACAGGGGAAAAGCCUUUCACAUGUACAGAGUGUGGAAAAAGUUUUACACGAAUGUAUAAUCUGAAAACUCAUGAAAGGAGUCACACAGGAGAAAAGCCGUUCACAUGUACAGAGUGUGGAAAAAGUUUUACAGAAAUGAGUAGUCUGAAAACUCAUGAAAGGAGUCACACAGGAGAAAAGCCAUUCACAUGUACAGAGUGUGGAAAAAGUUUUACACAAAUGGAUAAUCUUAAAACUCAUGAAAAGAUUCACAAGGGAAGAAACCUUUCACAUCACUUGAAUAGUUCAUAUCCAUCCUUCACUAUAGGAAGCAUCAGAAUGUUACCGCAAACUCCAAAAGUCUUAGACACUAAUGACUGUUCACAAACAUUGGAGAUAUCACAGCAGAUAUUUAGAGAGGAUGGUGACUUGGCAGGAACUGGGCAGCAAUCAUUAUGUACAGAGAGUAAUUUAGUCAUCAAAGAAGAGGACAACAUUUAUGACUUAUCUAGUGAAAUGAUUAUCCCAGAGGAUAAACCACACACAUUUACUGAGUACUCAAAAGAUAUUAAAGAAUGGAAAAGUCUACAGUCUAGCCAAAUGAUGCAUUCAAAGGAAAAAACUUUCAAAUGUACAGAAUGUGAGAAAAGCUUUAGAUGCAAGUCUCAUCUACUGGAACACUACAAAAUUCACACAGGUGAGAAACCACACACAUGUACUGAGUGCAGCAAAUGUUUUACACGAAUAGAACAUCUGAAAACUCAUAAAAAGAUUCACACAGGAGAAAAUCCUUUCACAUGCACAGUGUGUGGAAAAAGUUUUAAAGAAAUGAGUAUUCUGAAAUAUGAAAGGAUUCACACAGGGGAAAAGCCUUUCACAUGCACAGAGUGUGGGAAAAGUUUUACACAAAUGGAUCGUCUGAAAUAUCAUGAAAUAAUUCACACAGGAGAAAAGCCUUUUACAUGUACAAAGUGUGGAAAAAGUUUUCCACUAAAGAGUAGUCUGAAAACUCAUGAAAGGAUUCACACAGGGGAAAAGCCGUUCACAUGUACAGAGUGUGGAAAAAGUUUUAAAGAAAUGAGUAGUCUGAAAUAUCAUGAAAGGAUUCACACAGGAGAAAAGCUUUUCACAUGUACAGAGUGUGGGAAAAGUUUUCCACGAAAGAGUAGUCUGAAAACUCAUGAAAGGAUGCACACAGGGGAAAAGCCUUUCACAUGUACGGAGUGUGGGAUAAGUUUUUCACAAAAGAGUUAUAUGAAAACUCAUGAAAGGAUUCACACAGGGGAAAAGCCUUUCACAUGUACGGAGUGUGGGAUAAGUUUUACACAAAAGAAGCAUCUGAAAACUCAUGAAAUGAUUCACACAGGGGAAAAGCCUUUCAUAUGUACAGAGUGUGGAAAAAGUUUUCCACGAAUGGAGCGUCUGAAAACUCAUGAAAGGAGUCACACAGGAGAAAAGCCAUUCACAUGUACAGAGUGUGGGAAAAGUUUUACACAAAAGAGUUAUAUGAAAACUCAUGAAAGGAUUCACACAGGGGAAAAGCCUUUCACAUGUACGGAGUGUGAGAAAAGUUUUACACAAAAGAAGCAUCUGAAAACUCAUGAAAUGAUUCACACAGGGGAAAAGCCUUUCACAUGUACAGAGUGUGGAAAAAGUUUUACAGGAAUGAGCAGUCUGAAAACUCAUGAAAGGAGUCACACAGGAGAAAAGCCAUUCACAUGGAAAAAGUUUUACACUAAUGGAUCGUCUGAAAACUCAUGAAAGGAGUCACACAGGG